Messenger RNA from Bombina bombina (fire-bellied toad), 2654 nucleotides. It is a transcript of the gene DDB2, whose product is annotated as damage specific DNA binding protein 2. Gene Ontology annotation, cellular component: Cul4-RING E3 ubiquitin ligase complex; nucleus. Gene Ontology annotation, biological process: response to UV; DNA repair. Gene Ontology annotation, molecular function: protein binding; damaged DNA binding. Lineage: Eukaryota; Metazoa; Chordata; Amphibia; Anura; Bombinatoridae. Bases 540 to 2015 code for a protein of 491 amino acids. The record is from RefSeq and is a predicted model, not a curated record. The transcript is spliced from 11 exons.
GGUUGGCUCAGGAGCAAACUAGCUUCCAGUAGUCCGGAGCCUACUGUAGCAUAUUUUUCAAUAACGCAUACCAAGAGAAUAAAGCAAAUUUAAUAAUAAAAGUGGAAAGUUAUUUAAAAUUGCACGCUGUGCCUGAAUGUCCAUUUAAAGUUUCAUCAAGCUGCUUACAAUAUUAAAACUAGAGGAGGAAGUGCAUGUUUGUGCACAGCAGAUACUCAAAUAUCAUUCAGUCACUGGACAACUGCUACAACACUAUUGAUAACCCACCUCCAAAAAAAAACUACCAGUAGAUCCCAAAGGCACUGCUGGUAGAUCGCUGCCUAUGUGGUCAAGUUACGCAAUCUCAACACUGGGGCGUGAGUAGGGUUGCUUGGGAUACCACUUUAUCUACCGCAGUUUGUGAAGGAGCAGGUCAUUAAACAGUCUGAUGAUCGGACACCAAAAGUAGUACAGGAUUGGAUCUUGAGGGACAUGGAUUUCAACCAAUCAAUGUAGAUUUUUGAACGACAACACAAUUGGCCUAUCAGAGGCAUGAUUGAAUGCCCCCCAAAAAGACUGCUCGAGGAAGGAGCACUGCAGAGAAAGAGGAGCCACAAGAAGUGUCUUCUGGGAAAAGGAAGUGGAAAGCAGAACAAAGUGCUGGUCCAGAGUGUAAAAAAAGCAGUAAAAAGAAUUCCCAAGCGCAGAAAGAUGUACCAGCGUGCAGCAAAGGUUCUGAAGAUGGAGGAAUAUCUACUCAGCCUUCCGACAAACAAAGAAGCAUUGUGCAUUAUCUGUACCGGAGCACACUGGGGAAUAACGUUCGUGCAAAGUACCUGCAAACACCAUUCCUACGUUCCUUAGCUUCCUACAUACUAUAUUGUAGCAACAGUCCCUUUGACAGGAGGGUUACCACCUUGGAGUGGCACCCCACUCACCCAAACACAGUGGCGGUGGGGUCAAAAGGAGGAGACAUCAUUUUGUGGGACUAUGAGAAGCUCAAUAACACUCUCAUUCCUGGGAUUGGAGCCGGAGGUUGUAUCACAGGAAUGAAGUUUGAUCCAUUUAAUCCUAAUCAGUUGUACAUUUCAUCUGUAGCUGGUAGUACCAUCCUGCAGGAUCUCACUGGACGCACUGUGCAAGUCUUCACCAACACCGAGGACUGGGCCAUGUGGUACUGUAGCCUGGAUGUAUCCGCCAAUCAGCAGUGCGUAGCGACUGGUGAUAACGUGGGAAAUGUUGUGCUGUUGGAAACGUGUGGGAAGGAGCUUUGGAAGCAUAGACUGCAUAAGAAGAAAGUGACACAUGUGGAAUUUAACCCUCGCUGUGACUGGCUCCUGGCUACUGCCUCUGUAGACCAGACAGUUAAGCUCUGGGACCUGAGAAAUAUUAAAGACAAGUCCAGCUGUCUGCACACCCUGACACAUGCAAAAGGCGUAAACUCUGCUUAUUUUAGUCCACCGGAUGGAGCAAAGCUUCUCACCACUGACCAGCACAGCGAGAUUCGAGUUUACUCUGCGUCUGAUUGGACUAAACCUCAGCACAUAAUUCCACACCCUCACCGACAGUUCCAGCACCUAACUGCUAUCAAGGCCACAUGGCACCCUCGUUAUGACCUGAUUGUUGCUGGACGUUACCCAGACCCUCAGUUCCCAGGGUACAAAUCGGAUGAACUUCGGACAGUAGAUGUGUUUGACGGACAGAGGGGAGACAUUGUAUGCCAGCUUUAUGACCCUUAUGCAUCAGGCAUUGUCUCGCUAAAUAAAUUUAAUCCCAUGGGAGAUCUACUGGCAUCAGGCAUGGGUUUUAACAUUCUGAUCUGGAGCCGUGAAAUUCUGCUAAUGAUGAAGCAAGAAGAGAUUAUGAAAUCUUUAAGACAACAGAAAGGUGUUAAUGACACAGAGUCAAAAAAGGAGCAGAACAACCGUCCAAAUCAAAAGAGUAAAUCUGGAACCAAGAACCCCUCCACAGAGCAAGGCAAAACCAGGACUGUUGUAAACGAUACAAGCAAAUCAGAGAAAAAGAACAAAAAGUAGCUGAUAUAGAAACCAUCCAUUCUAACCUGCACCAAAUGUUGCAUCCGGACUCUUCUUCCAUGGAAAUGUCACAGCUUACAUCAUGUUCUGUGACUGCUGUAACCAAACCGCUGGAGUGCCUUAUUGCACAGCUAUUUACAGAGUUACAGCAGGGUGCACUUUCUUUUUUAACUUUAGUUCUCUAAACAUUUUAUCUGUUAAAAAAAAAAAUAUCAUAAAAUAGGAAGCAAUUCUUACAGAAAAAAUGUCAUAUAAAGAGACUUGAAAUCAUUGUUUGCAGUAGACUCAAAACAUUUUGUAAUGCUGUAGGUAUUUUUUUUUCUCUAACGGUACUAUGAUAUUGAAGGAGAAGACAUGAUCAGCACCUUCCUGUAAUGCCCCACAUUUUUUUUUACUAUAUACGAUUCUGUAUUCCACUUUCCGCUAAUGAAUUCCCUAGGUAGUAGAGGCUGAAACUCACUGAUUGUUUUAUCAUGUGAUGAUACCAAUUGUAUAUAUUGAAUGCUUUUUUUUUAGUUUUGUGUGUCAGUGCUUUCAUUAGCAACAAAUGCUUUUCUUGUGAUGAAAUGGGAUUUUGAUGUUACCUUGCUUAAUAAUAUUUAAAAGGACAUUAAAUACUAAAUGCAUUUUAUAAGUAAA